CAGAUCACCGACCAAUCCAUCCCCCAUCUCCUCCUACCCGUGAAUCUCUCCCCGCUCGCUUGAAUCCAAUCCAUGGCGACCGUCGCAGCGGGGAACCAGAGGAGCGCCCUGGGCCGCAAGGCGCUCUCGACGGUGCUCGACAACGACGCCAACAUCUCCGCCGGCAAGGCCGACGUCACCGCGGCAGCCCUCUCGCCGCUGCAGAAGACGAAACGGGUGUCGUCCAAGAGGGGCAAAGCGGCAGCGCCUUCGGCGGCCGCCGCCGGUCAGGCGCUUGACGCCGACGCCGACGUCUCGGCCGGGAAGGCUGAUGUCGCCACGGCGGCACCCGCCUCGGCCCAGAAGGCCAAGAGGGCGUCCUCCAAGAACGGCAAGGGUAAGGCGGCAGCGGCGCCGUCGAUGGCCGACGAGCUGACGGAGCUGCAGGGGAUGCUGGAGAGACUGCGCCUGGAGAAGGAGAAGGCGGAGGAGAUGGUGCGGGAGCGGGACGAGGUCAUCCGGAAGAAGGAGGAGGAGAUCGAGACCAAGGGCAAGCAGCAGGAGCGCCUCCAGGCCGAGCUCAAGAAGAUGCAGCGCGUCAAGGAGUUCAAGCCCACCAUGAACCUUCCGCUUGUGAAGUCUUUGCUCGACAAGGACCAGGACGGAGAUGACAAGGGCAAGAAGAAGAAGAAGGGAAAGGGCAAGUCCGGCAACGAGAGGAAGAAGCCAUGCCCGGCGUAUCUCCUGUGGUGCAAAGAUCAGUGGGCUGAGAUCAAGAAGGAGAACUCGGAUGCAGAUUUCAAGGAGGUGAGCAACGCUCUGGGUGCUAAAUGGAAGACCAUCAGCGCCGAGGAGAAGCAGCCGUACGAGGAGAGGUACAGGCAGGAGAAGGAGGCCUACCUGCAGGUGGUUGGGCAGGAGAAACGUGAGGCCGAGGCGAUGAAGCUAUUCGAAGAGGAGCAGAUGCGUUGGACUGCAAAGGAGCUGCUUGAGCAGUACCUCAAGUUCAGGCAGGAGGCCGAUGGCAGCGACAAGAAGGCCAAGAAGAAGAACAAGAAGGAGAAGGACCCCUCCAAGCCGAAGCAGCCCAUGUCGGCGUACUUCGUCUACUCGCAGGAGAGGCGCGCUGCACUGGUCGCCGAGAAGAAGAAUGUGCCUGAGAUUGGUAAGAUUACUGGGGAGGAGUGGAAGAGCAUGACGGAUGCUCAGAAGGCUCCCUAUGAGGAGGUCGCGAGCAAGCAGAAGGAAGAGUACCAUAAGCAGAUGGAGGUGUACAAGCAGAAGAAGCUUGAGGAAACCCAGAGCUUGGAGAAGGAAGAAGAGGAGCAGAAGAAAGUUAUGAAGCAGGAGGCUCUGCAACUUCUCAAGAAGAAGGAGAAGACAGACAACAUAAUCAAGAAAACCAAAGAAAAGCGUCAGAAGAAGAAGCAGGAGAACGUCGACCCGAACAGGCCCAAGAAGCCUGCAUCUUCCUUCCUGCUCUUCAGCAAGGAGGCGAGGAAGCAGCUAGUGGAGGAGCGCCCCGGCGUGAACAACUCCACGAUCAACGCGCUCAUCUCGGUGAAAUGGAAGGAGCUGAGCGGCACUGAGAAGAAGACGUGGAGUGAGAAGGCAGCGGAAGGGAUGGCGGCGUAUAAGAGGGAGAUGGAGGAAUACACCAACGCUCACACCUCCUCUCCCUCCUCCUGCUCGUCCUCUUCGGCUUGAUUUCGUGUUGUGGCUUGAGUAUGAAUUGUCGUAUCGGUUGUGUGAACUCAAGGAUUCAUGUCUCUGAAUCCUGAAGUCCACCAUAUGCGUCUUCUGGUGCCGGUUAUUUUCUAGUGUGAUGAUGGUUGUUGCAGCAAGUUGCAUAAUCCAAGAUGCUUGAGAACUAGCUUGUUCGUUCAUCAGAGUUGGUAUCGAUUCUGCAACAAAAGAAUUUUGUUUUGCCGAA
Messenger RNA from Brachypodium distachyon (stiff brome), 1912 nucleotides. RefSeq names its product high mobility group B protein 6. The transcript is spliced from 7 exons. Gene Ontology annotation, molecular function: DNA binding. Lineage: Eukaryota; Viridiplantae; Streptophyta; Magnoliopsida; Poales; Poaceae. The record is from RefSeq and is a predicted model, not a curated record. The coding region runs from base 73 to 1686 and encodes 537 amino acids.